Molecule: messenger RNA, 582 nt
Organism: Ciona intestinalis (vase tunicate)
Lineage: Eukaryota; Metazoa; Chordata; Ascidiacea; Phlebobranchia; Cionidae
Source: RefSeq, a predicted model, not a curated record
UCACACUUUUCCACCAACCUAUAGUUACGCGUGUAGGCCAAGAUGAGAAUGAACAUAUUUAGCUUCCUGUGGAUGCUUUGGAUAACUUUGGUCUCAGUUGAAGCGUUAAUCCCUUCACAGUCGCUUACUCUGUUUCGUGAGUUCGCAUCUGAACUACAUGAUAUUGUCAGCGAUCUAAAAGACGUUAAUUGCUCGAAUAAAUGUUCAGAACAAUGUACGUGGCCGACUAAGAUGGCUGGGACAUCCGAUUGCGUUAAACGGGGAAUGCGGGACACCGCAGCGUUGCCUGAAGAAACGGAAGUAAAGGAACGUGUUGAAAGUUUGAAACGAAUAUGGAAUUGCAGCAAAUCUCACCCCUGUCUUGGCCAUGGUACAACAACUGAUGCAUUGGUUUGUAUGAGGGAGAAGUUGAAUGGAUGCCAUGAGUGCGUGGCAGUGAAUUGUAAACAUCAACAUGAUUUUACUAUAGAAGAAAAACAUGUAGACACAGAUGAACUACGAGACAGAUGAAUGAAUUCAAUAUUUUGUUACAGCAAUAUUGUUAUUAUUCUCAAAUAAAAACAUAUCAUGUAUAAUUGUUAA